AGGAGGAGGAGGAGCCGAGUAGUAGAGACAAGGGAGGCGGUCCGAGAAUGAGCGAGGGAAGGGAAAGUAGAGGAGAGAGAAAGGAGGAAACUGAGUCAAGAGAAGAGGGAGGAGAAAAAGAAGGAAGAGGAGGAGUGAAGAGGAGGAGUGAGGACAGCUCAGCAGAUCAGUAGAAUUCCUGUCACAGCUGCACGGCUUCAGGCAGAAAAGACAAGUUUAACUGAGGAGGAAAAGGAGAAGAAAGGGUUUGUUUUCUGCUUUUUCUUGGAUUGAAAAACUCCUCAGAGGAAGGAGGAGGUUUGGACCUGGUCCAGCGUCGGUCUGUCCUUCAGGGGAACAUGGAUUCAGACUCAGGAGAGCAGAGUGACGGAGACCUGUCCCCAGGACAUGAGAGCUUUAACUCCCGCUCCUUGACCCUUCAGGCCCAGAAGAAGAUCCUGAGUAAGAUGGCAACGCUGGCGGUGGCCAACCUGCUGACGGACGACACCAGCAGUGAGAUCCUGGACGAGCUGUACAAGGCCAGCCGUGAGUUCACCAAGAGCAAGAAGGAGGCGCACAAGGUCAUCAAGGAUGUCAUCAAGAUCGCCUUGAAGAUCGGCAUCCUGUACCGCAACCACCAGUUCAGCACCGAGGAGCUGGACACAGUGGAGCGCUUCAAGAAGAAGCUGAACCAGGCGGCCAUGACGGCGGUGUCCUUCUACGAGGUGGAGUUCACCUUCGACCGCGGCAUUCUGUCGCAGCUGCUGCUGGAGUGCAGGGACCUGCUGCACACGCUGGUGGAGCAGCACCUGAGCGUCCGCUCCCACGCACGCAUCGACCACGUCUUCAACCACUUCGCCCACGGGGAGUUCCUGUCGGAGCUGUACGGGGGGGCAGAGGAGUACGCACCGUCCCUGAGGAAGAUCUGCAACGGCAUCAACAAACUGUUGGACGAAGGAACACUUUAACCUUUGACCUUUCACUCCUGACCCAUUGACCUUUCACUGCUGACCCUUUGACCUUCCAUUCCUGACCCUUUGACCUGUCACUCCUGACCCACUGACUUUUCACUGCUGACCCUUUGACCUUCCACUCCUAACCCUUUGACCUUUAACUCCUGACCCUUUGACCUUUCACUCCUGACCCAUGUCACCUUCAGCUCCUCCUUCAGCUCCUCCUUCUGCUGCUUCCCUGUCCUUUUCACCCCUUCCCAUCUUUCAGCUCUCCUCCUCCUCCUUCUCCUCCUCCUUCUCCAUUUCUUCUUCCUCUUCCUCCUCCUCCUCCUCCUUCUCCUCCUCCUUCUCCAUUUCCUCCUCCUCCAUCCAGCUGCUGUGUUUCAGUGACAGAAUUGUUUUGUACAUUUGGUUUCCAAGUUUUCCUGCUGCACAUGCUCAGUCUGUCUCACAUGUUGGUACAUUCAUGUCUUCCUCAUUCUGUGCAAAUGUGUCCUGUACCAAUGAUAAACAAACAAACAAACAGACAAACAAACCAACAGACCAGUCAGUGUGUUUGGAUGUGGUCAGUCCUGUAGACAGUGUGUUUGUGUGUGUACACGUCCGUAUGGAAUCGUACUACAGACCUGGGUCCUUACUGUGUCCAUCUUCUAUUCAACGGUGCAUCAGUUUUCUGUUAUUAAAGAUUUCUUGUGAACUUAUUUUUUGCAGUUUU
Sphaeramia orbicularis (orbiculate cardinalfish) is the source of this 1647-nucleotide messenger RNA. It is a transcript of the gene tnfaip8l3, whose product is annotated as tumor necrosis factor, alpha-induced protein 8-like 3. Gene Ontology annotation, biological process: regulation of apoptotic process. NCBI's taxonomy places the organism in Eukaryota, Metazoa, Chordata, Actinopteri, Kurtiformes, Apogonidae. Bases 339 to 947 code for a protein of 202 amino acids. The record is from RefSeq and is a predicted model, not a curated record. The transcript is spliced from 2 exons. Gene Ontology annotation, cellular component: cytoplasm.